AUGGUUCUUAAAGUUGAUGGUGAGCCCACUUCUUCGUUGGAACAGGUUGCUGGGGAGUUUAUUCAGUUCUAUGAGAGACUACUUAGGUCUUCUACCCCAUGGCAACCGGUUUCCCCAAGUGUUCUUUGUUUGGGUCCGAUUGUAUCCCAGCAGCAAGCAUACACGAUGAUUAGCGUUCCAUCUGAUAAGGAAAUUAAGAAGGUCAUUUAUGAUAUUGGGGAGAACAAGGCUCCUAGGCCGGAUGGGUACUCGUCUGGGUUUUUUAAGAAGGCGUGGAGCAUUGUGGGUCAUCCUUUCUACCAAGUAGUUAAGGAAUUCUUCAACUCGAGUUCCCUGUUAAAGAUGGCUUCAGUUCUUGGCUCUAUUGUGGAUCAAGCGCAAGCCGCUUUUGUUGAAGGGAUGAGCAUUUUCGACAAUAUCCAUCUUGCCUAA
Molecule: messenger RNA, 432 nt
Organism: Diospyros lotus (date-plum)
Lineage: Eukaryota; Viridiplantae; Streptophyta; Magnoliopsida; Ericales; Ebenaceae
Exons: 2
Coding region: 1-432 (143 amino acids)
Source: RefSeq, a predicted model, not a curated record